GCCAAUCAGAAUUCACCGGAAGUAUCUGUUACUAGACCAAACAACCUGCAACAGAAAGGUACGCGAAAAGAGAUACUUUGGAGACUUGAAAAUCCCGAAGUUACUUUAUCAUGGCUAGGCGUAAGCAGGAAGCGCAGCUGCAGCAAGAAAUUGAGACUCAGGAAGAAUGGGAGGACAUGCUCUCAAAAGAGGGCCUCUUUGUUGUAGAUGUUUAUCAGCAGUGGAGUGGAAGAUGUGCUUGCAUUUUACCUCUUCUUAAAAGGAUAGGUGUAGAAACGGGUGGUGAUUCCAAUCUCCAUUUUAGAGUUGCUAAAGCAGACACCAUUGAUGCUCUGGAGAAGUAUCGGGGACAUUGUGAACCAUGCUUUCUCUUCUAUGCUGGAGGUGUUUUGGUAGCAGUAGUCAGGGGAGCUAACUCUCCCAAAAUUCUGAGAACCAUCACUGAACAGCUACAACAAGAGCAUAAAGUCAUUGAUGGACAGUCAGAGAGGAAGGAGAUAAAGGAUCCUUACAUUUCUCAGCUGGAAUCUCAAGAAAAAUUGGAUGAGGACGAUCAAGAGAAAGAGGAGGAAGAUGCGAAAAACCGUCCACAAUCUCGGUUUGCCAAAGAGGGAAAGAAAGAGAUCACCGUUUGUCUCAUCAAGCCUGAUGCUGUGGCCGCCGGAAAAGUGCCCGAGAUCAUUGCUGAUAUUGAGGCCCAUGGCAUCGAAAUCCUGAAGAAUGAAGAGCGCCACCUAACAGAGGAGGAAGUCAGGAGUUUCUACAGUCACCUGCAGGAGGAGCCAUUCUUCGAUGAACUGGUCAGCUUCAUGACCAGUGGAAACUCCCACGUCCUGGUCCUUACAAAGGGAAGAACGGGAGAAAACGUCAUCAGCGAGUUCAGGGAUCUGAUUGGUCCCACAGCGGUCGAGGAAGCUAAGGAGGCAAAGCCUGAGAGCUUGAGAGCCAAGUAUGGUGAAAAGACAUUCAUGAAUGCUCUUCAUGGCAGCAGCUCAGAAGAUAUGGCAAUGAGGGAAUUAGCCUUCUUCUUCCCAGACUAUGCUGCUCCACCUGCAGAAGGAAAGCCCAAACUUCAGAGAACGUUAGCUCUUAUUAGACCAGAUGCCUUCAAGAACCAUAAAGAGGAUAUCCUGGCAACUAUUAGUGAAGCUGGCUUUAAGGUGGCCAUGCAGAAGGAGAUGCAGCUCACCAGAGAGAUGGCUGAAGAGUUCUACAAGGAACACAAAGGCCAAGAUUACUUCGAGGAACUCAUCACGAGGAUGACAUGUGGUCCUGUUUUGGCUCUUGGCCUGGCUAGAGAGGAUGCCAUCACAGGCUGGAGACACAUGCUGGGACCCACUGAAGUAGAAAAAGCCAAAUCAGAGGCACCAGAGAGUUUACGAGCAAAGUUUGCUCUUGAAGAAACCAAGAUCAACAUGUUGCAUGGAUCAGAUUCAGAAGAGACAGCCAAGAAAGAAUUGGAAUUCUUCUUCCCAAUGGAACAGACAGUUGCAGUCAUUAAACCUGAUGCUGUUGGAACAAAGGAUGAGAUUAUUGACAGAAUCCAUGAGUCUGGAUUCAGGAUUGCAGCACAAAAAGAAACGAAUUUAACCCGAGAGCUGGCAGAAGAGUUCUAUGCUGAGCACAAAGGAAAGGAAUACUAUGAUGAUUUAGUGGAACACAUGACUAGUGGACCAACUUACAUAAUGGUGCUAUCACGAGAGGAUGCCGUCCAAGGAUGGAGACAGGUCAUUGGUCCAACUGACCCCGAAAAGGCUAAGGAAGAGAACCCGGACUCAUUACGUGCAGCUUACGGCAAAAAUAUUCUCCAAAAUGCAGUUCAUGGUAGCUCAACGGCUGAGCACGCGGACGUGACUGUGAAGAAGAUAUUUGGUGAUUUAAAAUUUGCACCAGAUGGUACUGUCAUAGCUGAGGAUGUCCCAGAGCAACAAGAGAAGAAAGAAGGUGAGGAGGAUACAGAGGCAGGAGAAGGGAAGGAACCAACUAAUGAGACCAAUGAACCCGUUUUAUCAGAAGAACCCACAGAAAAAACACAACAAGAACCUGUGACAACUUCAAAUACUGAGAAAGAACAGACUGCACCUGAGUUUAAAGAAGAAGAGAAGAAGGAAGAAGAACCACCAAAGGAAGAUGCCACUAAGGAAGAGUCCAAACCAGCAGAAGAGUCCAAACCAGCAGAGGAAGAGUCCAAACCAGCAGAAGAGUCCAAACCAGCAGAGGAAGAGUCCAAACCAGCAGAAGAGCCUAAACCAGAGGUAGAGUCCAAACCAGCAGAAGAGGCACCAAAGGAAGAAGAGAAAAAACCAGAAUCACCAAAGCCUAAUGAGGAACAAAAAGCUGAAGAACCUAAAAGUGAAGAGGCAAAAACUGAUGACGCCAAAGCUGAGGAGGCUAAAGCAGAGGAAAGUGAACCAAAAACUGAACAAACUGAAUCAAAUGAAGAACAGAAGCCAGCUGAAGAAGGAGAGAAGAAAGAAGAAGAGAAGAAGGAGGAGGAAAAGAAGGAAGAAGCACCAGCUGAACAAGGUUGAAUGGUUGAAAUAUAUUUAGGACAGAUUAUAAGAUUAUGUGAAAUGAAAAUGAUUCCAACGAAGACAAUUUUCAAUGUGACCGAAGACCAAGAGAUUGUGAGAGUACAAUGGACAAAAAAUACUGUGACCUGUUGCCAUUGUUGAUAUGUGUGCACAAGUGCUUAUAUCGUGAUUUUUACUCCGUCCAGAAAGCCUUCAGUUUGUGAUAAAAAAAACAUUAUAUUAUUCUUCAUUGUUUAUUUUUGUUUCUAAAGGUAUUCAUUUACUGUACCUUUUGCCUUCAAAAUGUCUGUUAUUUUUUACAAUAUGACAGUUUAAUGCCUUCUAAUUUAUAUUUGGCUAUUAAUACUUAAUUUUGUGGAUAUAUUUAUUAGGAAUUAUUGUUUUUAUUAUGAGUAAAAUUUGUAUUGCAAUUUAAGAGUGACUUACUGUC
Molecule: messenger RNA, 2964 nt
Organism: Magallana angulata
Lineage: Eukaryota; Metazoa; Mollusca; Bivalvia; Ostreida; Ostreidae
Product: thioredoxin domain-containing protein 3 homolog
Exons: 27
Coding region: 111-2531 (806 amino acids)
Biological process (GO): GTP biosynthetic process; UTP biosynthetic process; CTP biosynthetic process
Molecular function (GO): nucleoside diphosphate kinase activity
Source: RefSeq, a predicted model, not a curated record